Echinococcus granulosus is the source of this 2259-nucleotide messenger RNA. Its product is annotated as NAD(P) transhydrogenase. Bases 1 to 2259 code for a protein of 752 amino acids. Gene Ontology annotation, molecular function: NADP binding; NAD binding. The record is from RefSeq and is a predicted model, not a curated record. Gene Ontology annotation, biological process: NADPH regeneration. Gene Ontology annotation, cellular component: mitochondrial inner membrane. The transcript is spliced from 13 exons. NCBI's taxonomy places the organism in Eukaryota, Metazoa, Platyhelminthes, Cestoda, Cyclophyllidea, Taeniidae.
AUGCAUCUCUGCCGGAGACGAGCCAAUCGCGGGCGCCUCCGCCUACCACCCAGCUACGACAGACUACCUUCUUCUGCGACGUCAAGAUUCACUAUUCAGUCACAAGAAGUGGAAUAUUCGUCCAUUUGGAUUGAGUCCACUUAUUGCAACCACAAAUAUCUCCUUUGCACUUCAACCUCCAGUUCCAUAACCUUGGAUUAUGAAGAAUGGAUCGAGGAUGAAAUUCGUUAUCCUGCCCGCUUGCACCCGAAAGAUCCAUUUAAGCUAGGCGAACUGAUGUGGCCACCGCCACCCCCUGUCACGGUAUCACCCCCGCCCCCGGAAGCGAAGCCCAAGGCUGUGGAGACAGUCGCUGUGGUGCCGGUAGAUCCUCGAGUCGCAAAACUCAAGUCAGCACUCGCCACCAGUGUUGGUCUGUCAGGCCUUGUGGGUCUUGGUCUAGCCUCGCCUUCGCCUGCAUUCAUGCAGACGCUCUCCACUUUCACUCUUGCGGGGAUUGUCGGGUACCACACGGUGUGGGGUGUGACGCCGGCACUUCAUUCACCCCUGAUGUCGGUGACCAACGCAAUCUCGGGCAUCACUGCUGUGGGUGGACUCAUGCUGAUGGGUGGAGGGUUAGCCCCCGUCACUGUGCCUCAGACCAUGGCAACCCUCGCCACUCUCGUCUCAGCUAUCAACAUUGGUGGUGGCUUCCUUGUCACUCAGAGGAUGCUUAACAUGUUCAAGAGGCCCACCGACGCACCGGAGCACAACUACCUGUUUGGAAUCCCAGCUCUGGCAUUGCUUGGCACCUACGGUUACAGUUUGCUGCAAUUUGGGCCCACAAUGGAUCUUGAAGAUGCUCACCACGCUGCCUACCUUGCCUCGUCACUUUGCUGCAUCGCUGCUAUCACUGCUUUGGCCAGUCAGAAGACCAGCCGCCUAGGCAAUCUUCUGGGUAUGAUUGGUGUUUCUGGAGGACUGGCGGUCACUCUCGGCAUGCUACAACCCCAUCCUGAUCUGUUGGCACAAAUGCUUGGUUGUCUUCUGGUUGGUGGAUCUGUCGGUGGCUACGCGGCCUCUCGCAUGGAGGUCACAAGUCUGCCCCAGAUGGUUGCUCUCUUCCAUAGUCUGGUUGGUAUCGCCGCGGUGCUGACCUGUGUGGCUAACUACAUCAUUGAAGCGCCAAUAAUGUUUGCAGAUCCCAGUCUUAUUGGGGCCGGAAAUUUAAUGAAAACUGUCGCCUACUUGGGAACUUGGAUUGGUGGUGUCACCUUCACCGGAUCACUCGUCGCGUUCGGCAAACUUCAGGGCAUUCUGGAUUCCCAACCAUUGUUACUUCCCAUGCGCCACGCGUUGAAUGCUACUCUUGUCGGUAUCUCCACAGCUGGCCUGGGAGCCUUUUUGGCAGCUGGUGGAGAAUUGGAGAACCCAAUGAUGCCUCUGUCCGUGCUGCUCGGCGGUGCUGCCUUAGCAGGCUCAAUCUCUGGUGUCACUCUAACCGCUGCGAUAGGAGGUGCUGAUAUGCCCGUGGUGAUCACGGUGCUCAACAGCUACUCAGGCUGGGCGCUGUGUGCGGAGGGGUUCAUGAUGAACAACAGCCUCAUGACGGUGGUGGGAGCGCUGAUUGGUUCUUCCGGUGCCAUCCUCUCUUACAUCAUGUGCCGGGCGAUGAAUCGCUCCCUUCCCAAUGUAAUUCUUGGGGGUUAUGGCAUAGCUCCUGCUGGGGCCCAGACCGCGGGGCUUACUGGCACCCAUCGUGAGACCUCUGUCGAAGCUGUUGGGGAACUAAUGGAAGACGCCAAGGAUAUCAUCAUUGCACCCGGCUACGGUCUCUGUGUUGCCAAGGCCCAAUAUCCCAUCGCCGAAUUAGCCAGACUUCUCACAAAACGGGGAAAGCGAGUCCGAUUUGCUAUUCAUCCCGUGGCUGGUCGAAUGCCCGGUCAAUUGAAUGUCCUGCUUGCGGAGGCUGGAGUGCCCUACGACAUUGUCUUUGAGAUGGAUGAGAUCAAUCCUGACUUCCCGAAAGCUGAUGUGGUCCUUGUUAUUGGUGCUAAUGACACUGUCAACUCGGCAGCUGAGGAGGAUCCCAACUCUAUACUCGCCGGAAUGCCUGUCCUCCGUGUCUGGUUGGCUAAAAAGGUGAUAAUGGUGAAGCGAACUUUGGGAGUGGGUUACGCAGCCGUGGAUAAUCCCGUGUUCUUCAAGGAGAACACGGACAUGCUUUUGGGUGAUGCAAAGAAAGUCUGUGACGGCCUGCUGGCCCAUUUCAAGGAGUAG